AAAAAACCCUCCACUCCACUCCACUCCCGAGAGAGGAAAUUCCCUCACCCUCUUCCUACUGUACUCACCCACACCACCGCCCACCCCACUCUUCCGGUCGGUCUUCCUCGCUGUCUUCUUCCCCAGCCCUCCAGUUCGAAAAUUCCCACCCUCGCGCCCAAACUCCAAACCCUAGCCGGUCCGGCCCAGCCCUCCGCCCUGCCGGCCCCGUGCGCGGAACAUGCGGGAUCUGGGCCCAUGGCGACCGGCCCCGAUCUGACCUCCUCCUCCGCCGCCGACGCCGCCGCCGCGUCGUCGGCGGCCAAGAAGGACCGCCACAUCGUCAGUUGGAGCGCCGAGGAGGAUGACGUGCUUCGUGCUCAGAUUGCGCACCAUGGAACUGACAAUUGGACAGUCAUAGCCACACAAUUCAAGGAUAAGACUGCCAGACAGUGCAGGAGGAGAUGGUACAAUUAUUUGAAUACAGAGUGCAAGAAAGGCGGGUGGUCUCGUGAAGAGGAUAUGCUUUUAUGUGAGGCUCAAAAGCUUCUUGGUAACAAAUGGACUGAAAUAGCAAAGGUUGUCUCAGGCAGAACUGAUAAUGCAGUGAAGAAUCGAUUUUCUACGUUAUGCAAAAGGCGGGCCAAGGAUGAUGAACUAUUCGAGGAAAAUGGCACAGUAUGCUCCAAUGCAAGUGCAAAGAGGGUACUGACACGGUCUGGUGGCGUCACAUGUGCUGCACCUGGCUCCUCACCACCUAUUAAGAACAUGAGCUCUUGCAAACCUGAUUUCAAGGAGAACUUAGCACCAAAUAUGAAGUCAUUUGGACAGCAAAAGAGCAUACAACAGGAUUCUCGGCAACCCCUUGCUAGCAUUUGUCCAGACAAUCAGAGUGUGAAUAUUGUAAAAACCCAGAGUCUUGUCACUAAAACCUCAACAAAGCAAUUACAUGGCGAAGAACAGAGCUGUGUGAAGCAUGAGGGUAAUUUUUUGAAAAGGAAUGAUCCAAAACUUGCUACUUUACUUCAGCAAGCUGACUUGCUUUCUUCCCUAGCAACAAAAGUAAAUACUGAAAAUACAAGCCAAAGCAUGGAUGAAGCCUGGCAGAAACUACAGAAUCAUUUGGUUAAGAAAGAUGAUAAUGACAUGUCAGAGAGCAGUAUGUCUGGAACAGCUUCACUCCUAGACGAUCUCGACGAUUUAAUUGUUGAUCCCUAUGAGAAUGAAGAAGAAGAUGAACAGAAGUCCAGAGAGCAGAACGGAGCAACAUCACAAAUGGCUCCUGAUCAAAUAAUGGAUAAUUGCCCAGUAGAUCAAAUCGCAGACGAAAGUAGCCUUUGUGGAAACACACUAUCUAGUACUAUGGAACCUUGCCCAGUUGCAGAAAUUCUAGCUCAUAUAAACUUGGGUGAGGCUGCCGAAGAUAUGGGGCUUCAUUUCAUGGAAUACAGUUCUCCUACUCAUGCAGCUCAAGCUCAGCAAGCUAAAGCAGAUGCAGAAAUACCAGCGUCUGUAGACUUGAGUGAGUCUGCCGAAGUUCAAGCUCAGCAGGCUAAAGCAGAUGCAGAAAUACCAGUGUCCGUAGACUUGAGUGAGGCUGCUGAAGGUAGCUGGUCUCAGUUUAUGGAAUACACGUCUCCUGCUCAUACAGUUUUGCAUGCUGAAGGAGAUGCAGAAACACCCGCAUCUGUAAAGUUGAGUGAGGCUGCUGAAGGCAGCCUGCCUCAGUGUAUGGAACAUAUGUCUCCUGCUCAUACACUUCUGCGAGCUAAAACAGAUUCUGAAAUACCAGCAUCCGCAAACUCGAAUGAGGCUGCAGAAGGUAGCUGGUCUCAGUUUAUGGAAUACAUGUCUCCUGCUCAUAUAGUUUUACAUGCUAAAGCAGAUGCAGAAACACCAGCAUCCAUAAAUUUGGGUGAGGCUGCCGAAGGUAGCCUGCCUCAAUGUAUGGAACCCAUGUCUCCUGCUCAUACACUUCUGCGAGCUAAAACAGAUUAUGAAAUACCAGCAUCAGCAAACUUGAGUGAGGCUGCCAAAGAUGACAGUCUUCAGUGUACAGAAUACACCUCUCCUGCUCGUGCAGAUUUGCAAGCUAACGCAGAUGCAGAAAUAUCAGAGAAUUUCAGUGAGGUUGCCCAAGAUAGCAGGCUUCAAUGUGCUAAAUUUACUUCCCCUGCUCACACUGCUAUCAAAGGUAAAGCAGUUGCGAAGAAAGGAACUUCAGAGAACUGCAGCGACGUUCCCGAAGAUAGCAGCACCCAGCCAUGCAUGGAAUUCACCUCUCCUGCUCACACAGUUCCAACUUUCCAUCCAUUCACAGAUAACGUGCCAACUCCAAAAAUUACUGCCAGUGAGAGAAAUUUUUUGCUGUCUGUGCUUGAGUUGGCCUCACCUGGAUCGAAGCCAGAAACUUCUCAGCAGCCUUCUUGCAAAAGGGCUCUUCUUAAUAGCCUUUGAAGGGGUAUAUAUAUGUUCGAUGCAAAUACAUUUUGCAUUUUUCGGUUCUCGCCGUAUCCAGCUCCAAGCCCGCCAUGCUCCUCAGCAUGUAUACCUUGGCUCCCCUAGAUCUAAUUUUAACUAGGGUAGUUCUCCCUACUCCUAUUUGCAUCAAAGUGUGCCUAGCUCGUGUCAUAGUCCAGCUGUUUGUAUGAGGUCUCAAUAGCUUGGUUUGUUGUCGUUGGUUGUACAUAUCGCAUUGGCGGUGUUGUAGUAGCAUACAAAAUUUGGAAAAAAGGGGGGUGAUGUACCCUGAGAGUUACAGCUUGUAUUCAAAAUAUAGAAUAAGGUAUUCUUUGUGUAAUUAACCCUUUGUAACUUGUAUCCGGCGCGGAAUAUAUUGGCUUGGUUUGUGGUGUGA
Messenger RNA from Aegilops tauschii subsp. strangulata, 2836 nucleotides. RefSeq lists its product as uncharacterized. Gene Ontology annotation, biological process: regulation of DNA-templated transcription. Lineage: Eukaryota; Viridiplantae; Streptophyta; Magnoliopsida; Poales; Poaceae. Gene Ontology annotation, cellular component: nucleus. The record is from RefSeq and is a predicted model, not a curated record. Gene Ontology annotation, molecular function: RNA polymerase II cis-regulatory region sequence-specific DNA binding; DNA-binding transcription factor activity, RNA polymerase II-specific.